Messenger RNA from Chrysochloris asiatica (Cape golden mole), 918 nucleotides. RefSeq names its product olfactory receptor 52M1-like. The record is from RefSeq and is a predicted model, not a curated record. Gene Ontology annotation, biological process: G protein-coupled receptor signaling pathway. The transcript has a single exon. Bases 1 to 918 code for a protein of 305 amino acids. NCBI's taxonomy places the organism in Eukaryota, Metazoa, Chordata, Mammalia, Afrosoricida, Chrysochloridae. Gene Ontology annotation, cellular component: membrane. Gene Ontology annotation, molecular function: G protein-coupled receptor activity; olfactory receptor activity.
AUGACUUUUUUGCUGUUGGGCAUCCCAGGACUAGAGCAUCUUCAUGCCUGGAUUGGGAUUCCCUUCUGCUCCAUGUAUGUGGUGGCUUUGGUAGGAAAUGUGACCAUUCUGGCUGUGGUGAGAGCAGAGCGAAGCCUCCAUCAACCAAUGUUUCUUUUUCUGUGUAUGCUGUCCAUUACUGACUUGGUUCUCUCCACAUCUACAUUGCCCCGCAUGUUAUGUCUCUUCUGGCUUGGAGCCCAUGACAUUGCCUUUGAUGCUUGUCUGACUCAAAUGUUCUUCAUCCACAGCUUUACUGCCAUGGAAUCAGGUUUCUUCCUGGCUAUGGCCAUUGAUCGUUAUGUGGCCAUCUGUGACCCACUGCACCACAACACCAUUCUCACCCCCAGUCGUAUCAUCAUAAUGGGUAUCAUUGUGGUUAUUCGUGGUGUUACCUUCUUUACUCCACACCCUAUUCUUCUCAAACAAUUGCCUUAUUGUAGAACACGAAUCAUUGCUCACACCUACUGUGAAUUCAUGGCUGUGGUGAAGCUGGCGUGUAUGGACACAGGGGCAACCAAGAGUUAUAGCCUCAGUAUGGCUUCAAUAAUUGGGUCAUGUGAUGCCAUUCUCAUUACUGUAUCUUAUGCCUUCAUCCUCCGCUCUGUAUUUCGUCUACCAUCCAGAGAAGCUAGCUUUAAGGCUUUGGGUACAUGUGGUUCCCAUGUAUGUGUCAUUCUUGUUUUUUAUUCAACAGCUGGUUUUUCCAUUUUUACUCAUCGUUUUGGGAAAAAUGUGCCUGCACAUAUUCAUAUUUUUAUUGCAAAUAUGUACCUUUUGGUGCCCCCUUUCCUCAACCCUAUUGUGUAUGGAGUAAGGACGAAGAAAAUACGGGAAAAUGUUUUUAGAGCCCUAAGGGUAAAAGUCUCCUGCUUUUAG